Priapulus caudatus is the source of this 748-nucleotide messenger RNA. RefSeq names its product zinc finger protein 782-like. The annotation marks the transcript as partial. Gene Ontology annotation, molecular function: DNA-binding transcription factor activity, RNA polymerase II-specific; RNA polymerase II transcription regulatory region sequence-specific DNA binding. The transcript is spliced from 2 exons. Gene Ontology annotation, biological process: regulation of transcription by RNA polymerase II. The record is from RefSeq and is a predicted model, not a curated record. Gene Ontology annotation, cellular component: nucleus. Lineage: Eukaryota; Metazoa; Priapulida; Priapulimorpha; Priapulimorphida; Priapulidae.
UCUGUGUGAUGCUGUCUUCUCAUAUUCAAGUACUGUAAAGAAACACAUGAGAACUCAUACAAAAGAGAAACCGUAUAAGUGCGAUCUGUGUGAUGCUGCAUUCUCAAGGACGAGUCAUGUGAAGAUACACCUGAGAACUCAUACAAGAGAGAAACCGUAUAAGUGCGAGCUGUGUGAUGCUACGUUCACACAAUCAGGUGCUGUGAAGAUACACAUGAGAACUCACACGGGAGAGAAACCGUAUAAGUGCGAUCUGUGUAAUGCUGCAUUCUCGCAGGUAGGGGCUGUGAAGACACAUAUGAAAACUCACACUGGAGAGAAACCAUAUAAGUGCGAUUUGUGUAAUGCUGCCUUCGCCUGUCUGAAUCAUGUGAAGACACACAUGAGAACUCACACGGGAGAGAAACCGUAUAGGUGCGAGCUGUGUGAAGCCACAUUCUCCAUUCUGGGUAAUAUGAAGAAACACAUGAGAAUGCACACGGGAGAAAAACCGUAUAAGUGCGAUCUGUGUGACGCUGCCUUCUCACAGUCGAAUCAUGUGAAGAUACACAUGAGAACGCACACGGGAGAGAAACCGUAUAAGUGCGAACUGUGUGAAUCCGCAUUCUCCACUCUGGGUAGUGUGAAGACACACAUGAGAACUCACACUCAAGAGAAACCGUAUAAGUGCGAUCUGUGUGAAGCCGCAUUCUCCAUUCUGAGUAAUGUGAAGACACACAUGAGAACGCACACAGGAGAGAAACCGUAU